AUGGCUUCAAUGAAAACCCACCUUCAGGCAGUCGCCGACCAGACCCACACAUCAAGUGACGGUCGGUUCGUGCUCGAGCUCAAUGACCUCACCACUUGGAUCCUCUACUCGAGCGACGCUUCGCUUGAGCUGGAGUACGAGCCUGCUGUGGACGACACGCCUAGCGUGCUGAAAGCAACUCUGCCUAUGUCGGGCACCCUGAGGGUGACGCGGGUCCCGUACGAGGAGACCCACUCUCAGUACGACGACGCGGUGUCUCUCUUGGACCAGUACUCCGGAUCAUAUCCGACCAAGGCCAACCUUAGGACGUGGAUGCACAAGACCAACACGGACAGAGGAAGGUACCGCAUCGAUUGGACGACCGCUGGCGACGGAUCAGGACUUCUCCACUAUGGCCUUCCCCAUCACCAGAGCAAGGUUCGCAGCAGCACGGCCGAGAGGACGGGGAUCUAUCUCGCCAGCCCGACAAAGGGAGACAUGGAGCUAUUCACUGGCACGUCUUGGAUUAUCGCGGAGAACGAACUGCCCGAGUUCGAGUGGAUCCCGAGCAUGUCUGGCAUCACCGACUCUUUGCAGAUGGCAUGGAUUACUUACUACCUGGAAGCCGAAAUUGCCGUUCCUCUGAACACAGAAGAAGUGGCUGGCGGAAGCGUGUACUUUGGUGCCAAGCACCUGAUGGCCUACAGUCAACUUUGUCUCGUGGCCGCAGAGCUCGGGAGGGACGACCUGGUAGAGACUUGUUUGGACCAGGUGGAACAGAACUUCGACGAGUACUUGCAGCACACCAACGGAAACGCUCUUGUCUACGACACGGUCUGGGGUGGUGUUAUCGGAGGGCAAGGGCUGGAAGAAGACAACGGUGCAGCGGAUUUCUACGCGUCCUAUUACAACGACCACCACUUCCACUACUCCUACGUAAUAAACGUCGCCGCUGUCUUGGCCUACCUUCGUCCGAGCUGGAUCGACAACACGAAGGUCGCUUGGGUCAACACCUUGAUCCGUGACGUCAACAGCCCCGACCAGGCAAGAAGCGCGGAUAUGUCAAGGCGUUUCUCUCUCUCCGAUGCGUACUUCCCUCAGUUCCGUUCGUUCGACUGGUUCAGCGGGCAUAGCUGGGCCAGAGGACUCCUCUUUGCCUACGACGGGAAGGAUCAGGAAUCGACAUCCGAAGAUGUCAACUUCUACUACGCCAUGACCAUGUGGGGAAUCGCUACGGACAACGCUUUCAUCGAGGGGCUGGGCCGGCUGCAGACGGGCGUCGUGAGGAAUGCUAUCAAUGAGUACUUCCUCCUGAAAGACAGCAACCAGAACCACCCUGACGACUUCGUCAAGAACAAGGUGACAGGGAUCUUCUUUGAAAGCAAAGUCGACUACACGACGUGGUUCGGUGACAAUGUGGAAUACAUCCAUGGGAUUCAGAACAUCCCUGUGACGGCGAUCACAGAGUUUGUUCGUGACGCCCAGUUCUGCAAGGAAGAGUGGGAUCAGAGGCUGGAGUCUGCGGUGGAGAGCGCGGAGGGCACGUGGAACACGGUCUUGUACAUGAGCUAUGCCACCAUCCAGAAGAACGAGGCGUUCGAGAAAAUGCUCACGAGCGGGACUGACUCUGGUCUCAAGCGGACUUGGGCGCUCUACUGGGCUGCCACGAGGCCUGCAUGCUCCACCUACUGCUCCCACGAUGAGGUGGACCUUGCCGAACCUCCGAUCCCAACACCUGCUCCGGCCGUCCCAACCGGCGCCUUCGAGGGCAUCCCUGCUACCAUCCCGGGCAGAGUAGAGGGGGAGGAAUUUGACUACGGAGGGGAAGGUGUUGGAUACUCGGACACGGACGCAGGCAACAACGGAGGACAAUUCCGUACGAGUGAAAACGUGGACAUCUCGAUCAAUGGGGACGGGUACAACGUCGGGUGGAUGAGUAGCGGCGAGUACUUGCGGUACACGAUCGACGUCACGGAGGAUAUCUCGGACUUGGGCUUCAGCUUCUCCGUGUCUAGCCCGUACACCAACGUCGACGAGCGUGGCACCUUUCGUGUCGUGACGGGGGGGGGGGGUUGCGACGACGAUGAUGCGACGGACCUUAGCGGGCUGGUUACCGCGCCGUACACGGGAGCGUGGGGAAGCUACGAGACCGUGGAAGCGAAUGGAGGUCAAUCCCUCGCCACUGGACAGACCGAAAUCUGGCUGUGCGUCGUCAGCGCUGGUUUCAACCUCGACUAUUUCGACAUUGGGGCAGAGACUUUGGUGUUCGCCGACAUCUCGGAACAUCUAUCGUCUGUUGAAUCGGCCGAAACGCUUCCUCCAACAUCGUCACUGGCGGCGGGGAAUACGGGAAUGGCCCAAACACCAUCCCCAACACCGACUCCAUCCGCCGAGGAGGACGCAGCAGUCACAGCGGUUCCUACUUCAACAGGAUCGGUUGCGGAGGAUAUAGGACUGGCCCCAACGAUAUUCCCAACAUCAUCUCCUGCCAACGAGGAAGACGUAGAAGUGGCCGUUACAGCGGUUUCCACUUCAUCUGGGUCGGUGGCGGAGGAUACCGCGGUGAUCGACAGCACACCAUCCCCCACACCCACCGCGUCGACGACGGUUGUGCCGGGGUCAGCAUCGUUCUCAAGAUAAUCCCCAACAUCGGCUCCAACCACGCCAGCUAGCGAAACGGUAUCAGACGGUUCAGAAUCAUCCGCGAUGAGGUCGACCCCGACGCCGGCUGCAGCCGUCGAAGCACUUUCGGAAGAAUCCGUCUCAACCGCAUCCCCGACAACGACUCCUUAAGCAGAAUUCGAAGCUACAAGGCCGCCAUCACACCCGACGCAAUCCGAAACCAUAACGAUCGUCCGGACUUUACUGUUUGACCUAUAUUAGUCAACCAGCACUGGAUUUUGUUUGGGGUCCAAUACACGACUUCAUACCAAUAUAAUAAGUCAUUUAGUGUUACACCGAAGAUUCAAUCUACACGCGGAUUGUUCGAACCACGGUUUUUUCAUCUCUCGUUGAUGUACUACGUCCUUCACACCAAUGAGAUAUAAAUGGAGAGGGGUUUAUACCUUCUGUACAGUAGGUAUGAAUCGGGCGGUACUCCCGAUAUUAUGUUGUUACAUGUCUUGUGUCCCUCUUAAGAAGCGAGAGGAUACGCAUGAUGGUGCAGUUUACAAAGAUCUGCAGGUGGUGAAAGUAAGAAGGUUGCCGUGGUUCUUCUAUUCGUGUUCGAGCCACGUAAAACUGAGAGUACCUGUUGGAGCUGAUCUGGUCCGUGUGACUCCUCUUGUUCGUUCCGGGUUGAUUGUCUUCCAGAAUUCUGCGAGCAGUUCGCAAAUCUAGCACUUUCGAAUGAAUGUGUCUGCUAGUAGGUCCCAACUAGUCUAGACUACGUAGAUGUAUGCGCCGUCGCUUUCCGUCCUUGUGUGUUUUCUCAAAUGCUUGUUGUUGGUCUGUGUGUUCUUGGAUAACAGACACUGGUUCUGUUCAUUUCAUUAUAUUAUAUGGGGGCGUUCACUGUAAGUGGUGUUAUGUUCACACACCAAAAUGCCCCGCGCUCAACCAUCGCUCGUUGCCGUGGGGGGGGAGGGAGUGAACACGGGUAGGCGAGCGGAUGCCGUGGGCGCUAGAAGUACAUGAAGGCACAUGAAUCAGGGUUGCUUUUCAUCGAUGCUGAGUAGAGGAUCGCAUAGACGUCGACCAGUACGGAACUCGUCUACGAUUCAUUCCCUUGCUUUCCUUUCGCUAUAGCACAUGCGGUUGUUAGGUAACACUCUUCCGGUUUCGGGUGCACACAAACAUUGCACAGAUAGGACAGAUGAGAUGACGGCAGAUCGGCGCUUUCGCAGGGUGGUACAUCCGUUGUGAUCGUUAGGACAUGUCUUUGGUGAUCCGUGUAUGUUCGGAUGGUGGUCUGUGAAUCAUUUGUAAACUAGUCUACUGCCCGUAGCUGAUUAUUACAUGUCUUAUGCGUGUAGAAGGUGCGAGGUGUAACGGAAUAUUUUCAAGCAUUGUUUUCAGCGUCACAGUAGUGCACAGAUGACAGUACUAUUGAGGACGAAAAAGCGGGAGUGCCGCAAGAAGAAAACAGACUUUCGCAAACGAUUGGAAUGCAAUACAUCGCGCAUCGCUGUACGGAUGUAUAGUCAGCCUAGACGCUAAAAGUCGUCGUUUGGACGAACAUCAGUUUGACCGUUGCCAAGCGCCUCAUGUUUUUCGUACCCUACGUCUUGAAGGCAGAUGGUGUGGGAGAUGUACGAUUCACAGCCUCAUGCUCGUUCCUAGAAGGUACAACGGAUAUAGCGGUAGCUAGGCCAUGUUGGUCGCCCCGG
Messenger RNA from Ectocarpus sp. CCAP 1310/34, 4307 nucleotides. NCBI's taxonomy places the organism in Eukaryota, Phaeophyceae, Ectocarpales, Ectocarpaceae. The record is from the annotation of a GenBank genome assembly.